Nomia melanderi (Alkali bee) is the source of this 7291-nucleotide messenger RNA. RefSeq names its product ubiquitin specific peptidase echinus (gene ec). NCBI's taxonomy places the organism in Eukaryota, Metazoa, Arthropoda, Insecta, Hymenoptera, Halictidae. Gene Ontology annotation, biological process: protein deubiquitination. The record is from RefSeq and is a predicted model, not a curated record. Gene Ontology annotation, molecular function: cysteine-type deubiquitinase activity.
AGUCGCGUGGCGGCCGAGGUUCGGCUUGCAGUGUACUCCGACUGCCGAGCCGUGACUGACUGACUGACUGUGUACUCGUGGCUCGGCGAACUUCUAUUGUGAUCCCGUACGUUCUGUGACUUUUUCAACCAUCGUCGAAAAACAUCGCCGGUCACCGGCUCGAUCCGACGAGCACACCGAUCGCCCGGUCACCGGUUCGACCGAAGCUAAACUUGGCCGACUGUCAACGUCAACUUGACUGUUCGGCGCCGAGGCGACGCAUGUGUUUACAUUUCGCUUCCUCGAGAUCCGCGCGCGCUCGAUCCACGGUCCUCUGUUCAGUCGAGGAUCCAAGAAUGAUGCCGGUUCCUUCUUUCCCUGGAUUUUCAUGAAAAACCGAGACUUUUCUGCUGGAAUUUCGGACUCGGCGAGGUGAUCCACUUUGUUUUGAAACGAAGUGAUCCGGAUGUCAGCGCGGGUGUGACAGUUCCAGGGAACCAUCCUGUGCCUUUCGCAACGUUGCGUAUGAUUUAUCGUGGACGAGCUGCACGCUGAUCGAUUGGGCAACGGCGAUCGACGAAAGGGAUUUUUUUUUAAGAGGACGCCGCUUGGACUCGUGCUGCGUGACAAAGAUGAUACUAACGUAGCUGAUUUAGGAUGGCGUCCAUCAUGGGUUUACAGCAGCCAGCUGCAUCCCAGGAUACCGUGGAUUACAGUGGAUAUUUACAGUCGUCGCAGUGCCAUCAAAUACAUGGAAACCAAGCGAACGGACAGGUUCAAACCAGCCAGAAAUCGUCGCCCAGUGAUCACAACAACAGCUUCACCAGCACCAAAGGAUUACUCAAUGGACCUGGCCAGAACAACUGUUUUCUCAACAGCGCUGUCCAAGUGUUAUGGCACCUCGACAUCUUCCGGCGGAGCUUCAGGGAGCUUUCAGGGCACGCCUGCAUGCGGGAAUCCUGCAUCUUCUGCGCCCUCAAGGACCUGUUCUCCCAGCUCCAGUUUUCGCAAGAGAGCGCGCUGCCGCCCGACACUUUGCGCCGCGCUUUGGCCGAGAGUUUUCUCGAUCAGCAGAGGUUUCAGCUCGGAUUCAUGGACGACGCGGCGGAAUGUUUCGAAAACAUUCUCCUGCGGAUACACCUUCACAUAGCGAACGGCGAGGCGGAGGAUAUGUGCAGCGCGAGACACUGUGUGCCACACCAGAAGUUUGCCAUGACGCUCGUCGAGCAAAGCGUUUGCAGCGCUUGCGGUGCCACUUCGGAACCUCUGCCUUUUACACAGAUGGUCCAUUACGUGUCAGCAUCAGCGCUAACUUCGCAGGCGAGGCAAACGCCGCCGAAUUCUCGGAACAGCCCUGACCUUUUCGGACAGCUUCUUCGAAAAGCUGGCGGCAUGGGCGACAUCCGGGACUGUCCGAGUUCCUGCGGAGCGAAAAUCCAAAUCUGCAGGACCCUGAUGAACCGACCGGAAAUCGUGUCCGUCGGAGUCGUAUGGGAUAGCGAACGUCCAUCGCUGGAACACAUCAUGGACGUUUUCGCGACCGUGGGAACGUCUCUCCGGCUGAGUGACGUUUUCCACAGCGUGGUAGACUCCCGAUGGGGUGCUUCGACCGUACACAAUCUCGUUGGAGUCGUUACGUAUUACGGGAAACAUUACUCCACCUUCUUCUUUCAUACUAAAUUAAAGGUGUGGAUCUACUUCGACGAUGCGACCGUCAAAGAAAUCGGUCCACGUUGGGAGCAAGUGGUGGAGAAAUGCAGGAGGGGUCGAUAUCAACCUUUGCUCCUGCUGUACGCAACGCCCGGUGGCACUCCGGUUAACACGGAGAACGCUCCGAAAACAGUGACGCCGUUCCCAAAUGGGAAUGGCUUGAAGACACCACCGAAGAAUAAUGUUCGACGAUCGAUCACCCCGAGCCCGGAGAAACCAUCGAUCAACAGCACUGCUAGACGUGCCAUCACGCCAAACCCGGAUAGUCCUCCUCAUUUUUACACGCAACGCAGGAUCUACAGCGAUUAUCAGAACCUCACUGACAUACAGAACAACAUCUUCGGCAAUCAAGGUGUAGACACAGUGGACGGCGAUGUAGAAUCGAAGUACAUCAGCCGGCGAGCAGUCGAAAACGUGAUGCAGCAGCAGAAGAAACAACAAAUGCAACUGACUCGCAGUCUCAGCGCUGGUUCGACGCCGCAGGAUGGUAUCAGUAUCCCGGAUCACUUGAACGUGCCAAGGAGACGGGAUUCUGGAAAUUGGUCCGGCGAUCGGAACAGCGCGUCGUCGAGUUCGUCGACGACUAUGGAUAAUCCGUAUCUGUACAUCGUGAACAAAAUGCAGAGGAAUUCGGGGGUGCCCAAGAGCCCGACCAGCAAGUCUGGAGAGCUGUCUAGCAGCAGCAGCGGGCAUUACGACGCUGGAUACGACUCGUAUUCCUUAUCCUCCACGGAUAGCCUUCCUCUUCAGCAGGGUCUAAAGCAUAAUCUGCAGCUUGCUCAGAUCCCAGAGGGCUAUCAAGCAUCUUCAGGCGACGACUGCGAACGUCUCUGCAAGGAAACCGACGCGUUGCUGGACAAAUCUCGAGCAGCCGAAGAUGCCGGCGAUCUUAGCACUGCGGUAGCACUAUGCAGCGCUGCGAGCAGCAAAGCUAGAGCUGCGAUGGACGCGCCGUAUAACAAUCCUCACACGAUCACCAUAGCGAGGAUGAAGCAUAACACUUGCGUUAUGAGAACGAGAAGCUUGCACAGGAGAAUGCUGCAGGAGCAGGCGACUGCUAAUGGAGAGAAAGAAGAAGGUGCACCGGAAGGUAGACACUCAAGAGAAAACAGCAAAUCCGGCCAGCACUCUCGGCAGAGUUCCAGAGACAAGGGUAACCACUCGAGGCAAAACAGUCGCGAACUUCUGACAGGUACAGCAGCAACAGUCACAGACAAGCCGGCAGCGAAGAGUAUCGAGAUCUACGCCACCCUACCGAAGAAGAAGACUCUGCGUAGCAAGGCUACAGCGGUGAACGUGAUCGAGGACGAAGAGUACAUGCUCUACGACCGACCAGUCCAGAGGACGGGUCUGUUCAGCCGUGCAAAGCGCUGCGACGAUGACAAGAAGGAUAAAAAGCGAGCUCGGAGCGAGGAGAGAAACAAGAACGUCUCGAAAGACUUCUCCAUAGCUCCUCCACGUUCCUCGCCAUCCCCUAAAGGAACAAAACUCGAGAAAUCGAAGGAUACCGUUGACGUAGUCAGCAGUAACUCAAGAAAUCCUCAACCGAGCAAUGCGAACGGCGAACAGAAGCAAGGAAAGAAACAGCACAAGAUUCGCAGGAAACUGUUGAUGGGGGGAUUGAUCAAGAGGAAGAACAGAAGCAUGCCAGAUCUGCGCGAGGGACAAGACGGACAGACGAGCGUGAGCGUCGAGGGCUCCUCGAACACCUUGCCAAAGCAGUCAGUGGACGAUUCCAGCGUAGGUUUGAAGGGGAACGAGGUGUGCCAGUCUCUGAGCGGUUACCUGUCAGAGGGCCACCUGGAGUUCACCGGGAACAGCAACAGUAGCCCGGGCAACACGAGCAACCCGAACCUAGAAAGAAGUCGUCUGAUGAGGAAAAGCUUCCACGGAAGCGCCGGCAAAGUGUUACACGUAGCGAAGGUACCUCCGCCACCUCCGCUCAGGACCACUUCUCAGCUUAGCAAGUCUAAGUGUUCGGGUGAAGUGCACAACGAGCAGCAAACGGACAAGUCGAUGUACCAGUCCGAGGGACAGUGUUCCUCUAACUCAGCCCAAGAACAGAACGGAGCAUACUGGAAUCACAUGAGCACCGGGACUUCGUCCAACAGUGCUAACAGAACAUCGAACUACACCGACUACUCUUCCGAGUCUCAUUCGUUACCGUUUCUACCCUCCUACAGCAUGGAGAAGAGCACCAGCAAUGUAUCUUCGUCAUGCCAGAAUUACAACAACAAACCUAGAAUUCAGGAUGAUGUCGUGCAGUACGCUAAUGGGAUUUUGUACGAGCCUACGUUUGUAGUGACCCGCGCGGAUGUACACAACGAGCAAAGUCCCGUGAAGCAGCCGAGUCAGGUGGACAUGUUGCCUCCGUAUCCCGAAAACGGGAAUGUCUCUCAUUCGAGGCAGCCUAGCGAAGACUUUCCUCCUCCGCCGUACCCAUCGAUUCACUCUGUCUCGCAUUCGAGGCAGGCCAGUGAGGAUUUCCCUCCGCCGCCACCACCAAUUGACGAUACUUCCAAUCACCCUCAGGAUAAUCAACAACAAUACCAGCAACAGCAAUACCAGCAACAACAAUACCAACAACAGUAUCAGCAGCAACAAUACCAGCAGCAGUAUCAACAACAACAGUCUUCCAUUUCCAUGCAACAGCGCCAACAGCAGUUGGAGAAUCAGCAGAUCAGCAGUUUAUUAACCCAACUGCAGAUCAAAAGGGAUCAGAUUCUGGCUUCUAAAGGCAGGGAAGAGAGAAGGCCUGUAGAGCAGGAGGACGAGGAGAAAUCUGCCAGCGAAACGUGGCUCCGCGAGCUGCAGGCCAAGCAGGCCGAAAGAAGAUUGAAAAAACAGAAUCCCUUGGACCAGGACAUACCGAAGGUAAGGGCGUCACCUUCUUCGAUCACUGGACCAACAGUUGCGAGGAGGACCAGCGAUCUGAUGAUGAACAGUUUGGGACAAAAUUAUGAUCCGGUCAGCCGUGACGUUCCCGAUUGUCCCCGAGUCGUUUCUUCUGUGAAGGAUAUGGCAGCUAGAUUCGAACAGAUCAAACUGCAGCCUGCCCCGAAGACGGAAGCUGAGCAGAAGCUACCAGGCAAACAGAGUGUGAACUGCGUAUCGCCUUCGCCAACGAUGGAUGUCCCGCAAGAUGUCCAACAGGCGGAGGAAACGAGGCCGAUGAAACUCUCAUCGCAGAACCUGGCUGCCUUCACUAAGCCCGAAACGCCUUCGAGUCAGUCAAUUUUGAACUCCAGUUUCGAAUCAAGCUCCAGCCAGAAUACCUUCAUUUCCACUGCUACGCCCAAUAAUCCAAUGAACGCGCAACAGAGCGGUUUGAAUGCCGCACUAAUGUCUAUGUCUUUGACGCUGCCCCAUGAGAAUGGCUUGCCUAUCGACUACCCCGAAGACGACAUCAGUGAAGUCGCUAUGCAGAACACCAUUCAGAACACAACGAUCCUGCCGAGCGAAGAAGACAUUGCGCCCAGAAAGGUGAAGCGAAGGAUUGGUAAGAAGAAGAGCGUCUCAUUCUGCGACCAAGUGGUCCUCGUGGCUACCGCAGAAGACGACGAGAAAGAUUCUUACAUACCGAACCCGAUCCUGGAAAGGGUACUCCGCUCGGCAAUGAACAAACCGGAGACCGCUCAGGUCCUCCGCGAGAUCAGAAGUCUUCAGGAGGCAGAACUGAACCGGGAGAAUGGCACAGUCAUAAAAUUCCAGCAGCAGACUCUUCCCCUGAAGAGCGAAGCGGACAGCGUGCCAGCGACACCCUACCAAGAUCAACUGAGAAGCGUGAAUCCGAUACCAAUUCCAGACACCAUAAAGCCUACCUUCGGUCGACAGAACUCGAAUGAAUCCGUGGGCUCGUUAUCGGACAAAAAACUUUCCGGUUCCUACGGAAACGAAGGACAAGACGUCGUCAGAGAAACAUAUUCCGGAGUUCCAAAUGUCUCCAAACCGCCUACUUCCUAUUCUCCUCAGCUGCAACAGCAAAUCAGGUACUCUCAGAACGGGUACAUGCCCUACGUGCAGCUGCAAAGCUCUUAUCCCCAAACGCAGACGUCUCAUCCGAGGAAUCAGAGCAUACCCAUCUCUCAGACGCAGAAACCGGCUAGCCCGUAUCCGAGUCAAAUACACGGACAAUACGUUCAAAACAACGUGCAGCAACAGAAGCCGAUGUGCCAAAAGAACAGCUACCAAACGUACUACCAACUGGAGCAACAGCACAACCAGGUUAACAAGCAGAUGUCCCAGCAACAGCAGCAGCAGCAACAACAACAGCAACCGAACGUGAACCAGAGGAUCGGGACUCACAACGCCAGCCCGAUAACCGUGCAGCACUCCCAGCAGCAGUUCGCUUAUCCGCCGACCCAGUCACCGAGCCCGUAUCAGAACCAGUACACCCACAGUUCCUAUCAGGGUUAUCCUUAUCAAUCGGUUCCUCAACAGAACAGAGUGAACCAACCCUUGCCGCAGUAUCAGCCGCCGCCGAAUCCAUCCGCGUCCUAUCAACAGCAACAGGGAGUGCAGAACUACCAGCAGAGGCACGAGAAUUAUCAGAGACCACCGCAGAAGCCUGACCAGCAGAACAUCCUGGCGCCUAAUCAAACCUACCCGAACCCUCUACAGAACGGUCAGAUACAGUCGAAUAUGAAGUACCCGACCUACCAGCAUCCGCCAGUUUCGAAGCAGAGCAAACAGAUGCAUUUCGUGUCCUCUGCGAAAGGCAAUGCCGCGGUUCCUCCGCAAUCCACGUCUUCCUUGCAGAAACCCGCUGUAUCAACUGCGGCCAGGACGGCUCCGUGCCACCUCUGCCGCAAGAAGCAGGUCACCGAACCAGCGAUCUACUGCUCGGACUGCGACUUCUACAUGUCCCGCUUCCGGCCUAAGAACUGAGACUCCUAUCGAUGAGACUCGAGAAUCUGGGAUUCGUAGCGAAAACUAUUGUCUAAUAUGUUCAUUGAACUCUCACGUGUAAGUUUCCUUUCCCUAGGCUACAGAGACUCGAUCAAUUGCAGCUGACCCUUCGGGAGAACCGAUGCAUGAAGAUAUUUCUCUGCUUUGUACAAAGUUUAGAUUAGGCGUAGACGCGUGUCAGUGAAGACCUUCGUCGUGCAGCUAUUAUGUUUUAUCGGACGUGUAUCAUUGAUCAUGUACUUAGCGUCGCUUGUAACUUAUGGUAGAUCGUGUAGAAACAGUGUACUCGACUUUCCUAGAGCGAUCGUUGUUUCAUGCUUUCUGUGUCGAGUGGAUCAGUUCGAUUUUUUUUUAUUGUCUAGUAUUAUCCGAGCUUCUUCUGUUGCAUAUAAUGUUAGCUCUUAGGUUAAAUCCGUUAAGUUUUUUUCGUUGUAUAAAGUAUUCAUUAAGGAUUAACUUUAGGUAGUUCGAGCGAGAGUGAGAGAGAGAGAGGGAGAGAAAGAGAGGGAGAGAAAGUGGGAGAGAGUGAAGUUUAAAUAUUAACACUUCUGUUUGACGCACACGUUCGUUCGAUGCCCCAUUGUACUUCGUUCGGGAGACAGAUUGUCAGAAUUGUGAUACUAGCCAUGCUACACGUAGAGUUCUUAUCGUUAAAUUGUAGAAACAAGUAAUCGAGGGCCAGACUGGAGGUAGC